Messenger RNA from Striga hermonthica, 990 nucleotides. Lineage: Eukaryota; Viridiplantae; Streptophyta; Magnoliopsida; Lamiales; Orobanchaceae. The record is from the annotation of a GenBank genome assembly.
AUGUGCAGGAGUGGAAUUAGAAUUACCGGAGAGAAGAGGACGAAGAAGGGCUUGUGUAGUAAAUCCAAGUGUUCAUCCUCAGCGGAGCGGUGUUGCUUGCUAAGCUUUGUUCGUUUGCUGCAGGUCACGAUGACAAACAUGCCUGCUGGGGAGGAAAGAAAGCUCUCAAAUCAAGAUAUACAGUUGGUGCAAAAUCGUAUUGAACAGUGUCUCCAGCAUUACAUGAGCAAGAAGGAUGUAAUAAACUCACUUCUUGUUCAGGACAACAUUCAACCAGGUUUUACUGAGCUGGUUUGGCAGAGGCUUGAAGAAGAAAAUCAAGAGUUUUUCAAGGCUUAUUAUCUCAAGUUGUUGGUAAAGGACCAGAUAAUGGAAUUCAACCGGUUGCUUUCGGAGCAGGUUGAGCUUAUGCAUCGAAUUGGAUUAAGUGGGAUUGGUCCUGUGCUCCCGUCUAACGGAUCUCAUGUUUCACCUUCACAGCGUGUCCCGUCAACCAGUAACGCGAGGCCAGUAAAACUAAAUGAAAUGCAGCCAGUGAAAGUGUUGAACGAUGUGGGGCCCAUGGUUGGAGGAUGCAUGGAGGGACCCAUCCCCAUCGGGCCACCUUCUCAAAGCAUGUUCUUGCCGCAAAACGCAAACCUGGGACUGGAUCAGUCGACGACGAUGAACGGGAAGAUUGUGAAGACGGAGGGUGGUGGUUAUGGUGGGGUUUCACAGCCUUUUGAUUUUGGUCCGAACAGGAAUUAUGUGGAGAUGCGUCCUAACAUGAUGGCCGAUCCAUCUGUCUCGUCUUUCAGCAGUGUGGAUUCCAAUGCUCAGCACAUAAAUGAGAAUACGCUAUUGGACAGCGGGGAUGCUUCUUCUUUUGGAUUCUUGGCGCAAUUUCAGCAGAAUAUGAGUCUUCCUGAGUUUGGAUCUGAUUUUCCCGAGUCUGAUAGUACUGCUUACGGAACCUUAAGGUCUCAACAUAGUUUUGUUACGAGAAUGUGA